AUGGCCGACCCCAAGAUUCAGGAACUCCUCACCAAGUCUCGCUCCGAACUCACCGAGUACGAGAUUGCGCAGCUCGAAGAGUAUGAGUUCUCUUCCGGUCCCCUUUCCAUCCUCCAGACGGCCGUGAGGUCGCACACGCAGGUGCUCAUCUCCAUUCGCUCGAACCGCAAGCUGCUGGCGCGUGUCAAGGCCUUUGACAGGCAUUGCAACAUGGUGCUCGAGAACGUCAAGGAGAUGUGGACGGAGACGCCCAGACUAGCGGACGGGAAGAAGGGCCGGCCGGUCAACAAGGACAGAUUCAUCAGCAAGAUGUAUGUUAUACGCUCCCCUCCUUUUCCAGAUGUCGACGAGGUCUUGAGCUUCGAGAGAGGGCUGCCGAAUCUGAUCGCGUCGAAAUACGGAAAUCAUGUUGCAUAA
Molecule: messenger RNA, 417 nt
Organism: Trichoderma aggressivum f. europaeum
Lineage: Eukaryota; Fungi; Ascomycota; Sordariomycetes; Hypocreales; Hypocreaceae
Exons: 3
Coding region: 1-417 (138 amino acids)
Biological process (GO): RNA splicing; spliceosomal snRNP assembly
Cellular component (GO): U2 snRNP; catalytic step 2 spliceosome; U1 snRNP
Source: RefSeq, a predicted model, not a curated record